AUGAGCAUCGCCGGCGGCGUUGCCCUGCUGCUUCUUGUGUUUCACUUCACUCAUCAGACCGAAUGCGCCUUAUUUUUCACAUUUUCAUGUUGGAACCCGAGCCAGGAUAGGAAUCCAGAAGAUUUUGGUCUCAGAGGCAAGAUUCUAGAAUUUCCAAUUCGAAAAAAUACUGAAAACAGGGCCUACAAGAGUUCGGCGACAGCAUCACUACAAGCAUCAUUCAGUACCUUCUUCGCUCAACUGCACUUCCUACACGUACCAUACUUGCCCAAAAGGUAUGGUUAAAUGCAUGUUGAAGAACCCGGCCGGUUUUAUAUUGGCUAGUUUUUCGAGUUUUCAGCUUUUUAAACUUUUUUUUCGAAAUUGCAAAGAUUUUGACGAUUUCAGAGGACAUGUAUCUCUUUAUAAUGUGAACUGUUUUGAAGUCUAAAUUUUAAAAGCAUGGUCAAUAUUUUUUGUCUUGAACACAAAACCUGAGUUCGAGGCGGCAAGUGAACGACUAAAAUUGUAAAUUACAUGUAGUUUCUACUAUUAGUUGCGAGAAGCGCGUUUGAUGACGCCAAACUUCGAAGGAUCAUUGAAAUUCCAGAUCGAGGCUGUCAAAGCGUUAUACGACGGAAAGGAGGGGAAGUUCUAUACAAAAGAUGCGAAUUCCUAUCAAAAGCUGCUCUCAAUUUGUGA
This is a messenger RNA of Caenorhabditis auriculariae, 681 nucleotides long. The record is from the annotation of a GenBank genome assembly. Lineage: Eukaryota; Metazoa; Nematoda; Chromadorea; Rhabditida; Rhabditidae.